Anneissia japonica is the source of this 1679-nucleotide messenger RNA. RefSeq lists its product as uncharacterized. Gene Ontology annotation, cellular component: extracellular region. Gene Ontology annotation, molecular function: cytokine activity. Bases 81 to 905 code for a protein of 274 amino acids. Lineage: Eukaryota; Metazoa; Echinodermata; Crinoidea; Comatulida; Comatulidae. The transcript is spliced from 4 exons. The record is from RefSeq and is a predicted model, not a curated record.
GGGGACUUUUAAUGGCCAUGUGGGCAUAAACAGUUUCUUAUCGGGAUAUAGUAGACUAACAUAGGCCUAAGCUUUAUAAGAUGAGUUGGACAAAUACAUCCACAUCUCGCCAGCAAUUUAAGGUAUUCAGAAUGUUAUGUGCGGUUUUAGCGACGUUAAUCUUAUUUUCGGUCGAAUGUUCAGCAUUCGUUAUUAAGCAAAAGGAAACGAGUGCAACUAGUAAAGCCAUUAACAUUGAACGCAACGAAGUGACAACCGAGCGACACACAGACACAAUUGCAACAAAACCAGCAGUGGAUGUGCUAGGCCUUCUUUCUCUGACAACAGGGCUACGAACGUCUGAAAAGAGAGACGCUUCCAACGAAGACGCAACAUUGUUAUCACUGGAAAGAAGCGUUCAGACAUCGACUGGAGCCGAUGGAAUUGGCACCACAGUGACUGCAGAGGAAGAUCAAGCGACUGAAUGCAAACAGCUGCCAGACGAUCAACUUUUAUUUCGCUUGAGUCGCGAGACUUCGAGUGGCAGUCAACAGGCUAGCAGUGGGUACAAUUACACAUACACAUACCCGGUCAAUCAGACAUGCCCUCAGACAGUAUUGGAUAAUUUUAAUACUCAAAAAUUGUUAAGGUUUCGCUCUACGUGUCCUUUCGACGAGAAGACGCAUGUAGAUUACAUGAGAUAUCCAAGAACAUUGAAAUACUAUCAAUGCAACUGCCGUACUGGCAUAACUAUGAAUGGAAACACUGCGACCUUUUCUAGUGACUAUGUUUGCGAUCACGUGGUCUACGACGUACCUGUACUUCGCAUAGGGGGUUGUGUAGACGGUGUUUAUGAGUACUAUUACGAUGUAGAAACCCUACCAUUAGCCUGCGUCACUAGAAUAUUGCCAAGAUAUAACGCAUAAUUCACACAGCAUGAGAAACGGCAGCCGUUCAACUAACCGAUUCGCAUGUAUUUUAACGAAUUGUUACUGGGUAUUUUUCUACCUUUUGUUAGAUAGUGAGUGUAACCAAAGAGUACAGUUUCAUAUAUAUUUAUAUUUUUUGUUAUAGUUCUAUCUAUACUCUUUGUUGAAACGUGCAAUCCAGUCUAUUUAACACCAUAGCCUUUAUAUACUUACAGGUAUGCCAAGUACUUGUGGUAUAAUAGAUUUAUAUUAUAAAUAGGCCUAUAAAUUAUUUAUCUUUUAUACAGAUGUUGUUAUAUUUUAUUAUAAGAGAUGGUAUAGAAAGGAAAUACCGGUAUGUAAGUUAUCCUAGACAUUAUAUUUAUUUAUAUAUGUAUUUAUUUAUUUAUUUAUUUAUUAAAACUUAAACUUGAAUGAUUAUAUUUAUAUACAUAUUUCUAUAUUAUAAAAUAUCGUUAUUAUGUAUGUAAAAUAUAAAUUCGGAAUAGAGCUGUAGGGAGGUUGAGAUGAUAAAUUUCAAAUACAAAGUCCUGAUGAUGAUCAAUCCAUGGGAAAAUUUGUCCGAAUUAUUCUCAUAAUCCAUUAAUCCACCUUAAAGAGGAGGGAGGGGUUUCAAACUCCACGCUUUGCAUUUCGCCUGCGUCCUUGUAAUGGCAGUGCACUUCCUAUACGUGUGUACUCUCACGAGGACGAUAUAUACGCCAGUGGAUAAGUUUGUACUUUUCUCCUGUUUGUCAAUAUGGAAUCAAUGACGAGGCGUAAUAAUUGUGG